CUUCAUUUUGUGAACAUACGGCAAUCAAGGUUGCCAAAAUACUUUUCAAUCUCUCGGACCAUUUUUUCCUGUUCAUUGAUCUCGAUGAUUCUUUAGUCUCUGGUGUCUUUUUAAAAGUGUCUUCUGAAGUUUUUUAGUUAGAAUCAGUGCCGGUUUUAGCAAUAUUGGCGCCCUGGGCAAGAUUAUCGCCCAUUCAGGGGCUCCAAAUUUUUAAGAAAAAAAGAUAAUGUAAUAAUAUGAAAAAUUGUUAAACUACAUAGCAGCUUUAUUAAUCUAAACGAAUAUAAAUGAAUAAAUAUUAGGGACACCAGAUCUAGCCCGCCCGCGCCCCACCCAAACGCCGGCCCUGGUUAGAAUUAUAGAAAAUUUGCAACGCGUGGAUCCGUGUUCCGCAUAAGAUUUGCACUUUGUUGUUCGUGUCCUUGAUGUCUACCCAUUGAAAUUCAGUGUAAAAAUCGUGCACUUCGAUCGAUGAAUAAUCGAACUUCCAUGGAAAACGUGUAUCUGCACGUGCUCCAGCUCUUUUUCAUUAGCUGUGUCAAUGAACUAAUUCGUGACUAAAAGCUUUUCUGAAACAUCCUUCGAAUAUCUAUUUAGAUUUUCAAGGCAAUAAAUUCCGCAAUUAGGGCGCCUCGUUUGCUCAAGCCCAUGGAAUCCCACGUUCAAGUGUAACCCAUUCCGCGAAGAGCGAUACCGGAAGCUAUCGGCAACUGGGCUGUGUUUGUUUGCAAAAUAUUCACGUGGCUGAGCACGUGUUUAACGUUUUAAUAGAAUCCCACCGAUCAUCGGUUCGUCGAAUUUUUCGAGCGAUCCUUCGGAAAAGUGAUAAAAGUGAAGAAGAAAAUUUGUGUCAGGCGACGUAAUCUGGAAAGCUUCCGAUAUUUUAUGCUUUCAUAGAAAAUUGGUCAGCCAUUUCUUUUUUAUCCGUCUUGUUCCAUCUACUAUCUGACAGAACAAAUAGGGAAAUUGCGUUAUCCGGUCGAGGUUCAUAAGAUAACACUUGCUCCCGUUGUCCUUGUCCCGUCGUCGUUUCGAAAACUUCCAUCCGUUUACUCUGAUGUCAAUCAAUUUUCUGAUUCGAAAAUCAUUCGAAGUGUUUGUCGAUCGAUUUCAAUAAUAUUUUGCAAAUAGGUCAGGAAUUGAUAAAUAUUCGUGACAUAUUGAUCGAAAUUUUUAAAAUUUUAUUUCAGCAAUUAACAGGAGAAGAACAAUUAAUCCCUGAUAAAUUUUACAGUCUCAGAUAAGACAAGAACAUUGUUACAAUCUAUUACGAUUUGAUACAUUUACGUAGCCUGAGAAAAGUGGGUUUUCCAUAAGAAAUAAUUUUCAAGAAAAUUUUUCUUAUUGUUAGAGACAACGUUUUAUUGUUUCGUGAGAUUCUAUUCAGACUCCUGGGAAUGCUGUAACAAGAUCGUAAAAGGUGUUUGCGAACGAAUGAAACCAUCAAAGCGAUCUAGAAUAAAUUAUCUGCAAUUACGUUGCAUCCAAUUGCAUCGCAAUUAUCCAUUCGCGAGCGUACGAGCGAAAUUUUAUCGGUCUCGCUGACGUCGCGAGGAGCCUUGAAAAAUACUCCAUUCUAGAAAACAAAAAGAAUUUUCAUCUUUUUCUUUAUCAGACAUCUUAGUGUUUUAUUAGCGUAUGUAUUUAUUUAGUCGAUUAACGCUCCGCAAGGUGGUGCACUCUUGCAAGAUCAUAUUCCUCAUUUUUCUCUCGAAUAUUUAUGUUAGAUUACCGAUAUCUUUUAAAAAUGCGAUUGAAAGUGUGUUGAAUAAUAGAAACUUGGAGAUAUCUGGAAAAUGAAUGAAGUUAUGAAACAACGAUGGAAUAUUUGUCGAAUCGCGUGAUAGAAAAAGGAAUUUAUUUGAAAUUGUGCAAAUUAGAACGAGGAAGCUUCUAAACGCCCUAAUUCCUGGUGUUACAUCACUGAAAAUAAUUUUAAAAAACUGAUUCAGCACUUUCAUGAAGUAUGUCAGGAGUCUUUUGGUAAAAAUAACAAUGUCCAGACAGUACAUUAUCAUCGAUGAUAACUUAUCUGAAAAAAACAACUUCACCUAUUUUGAAAUAACCAGCAGCAUAAAUUAUUUCCAGCCCGGUAGCUUACACAGAAAUAAAAUUGAUAAGUUUGUUUGAAAAUUAAGUGAACGCCUCAUCCUGUGAAGCUCUCUGUACAUAAACAACGGAAGCCCCUGAUCAGAGUUUCUCAGGCAAUGAGAAGCACAAAAGCAGGAAGAGUGACUUGCUCAAUCAUUAUCGAUUUUCUGACGUUAUCUUGAACGUGCGACCAUCUAACAAGGUGAUCCAAUGAUUUACGAUCAAUCUUCUUAUCUUAUGACGCGAGACAAUGUAAACACGGGGAUGUAAUUUAGAAACAACGUUACGCCUUGUGCAUCAAUGAUCGUCGACAUUAAGAUUCUAUAACCGGUGGGACAGGUGCCGUCAUCGUAAAGUCAAUUUAUUACCAAUUUCUGUCAAUUUCAAUGUGCAGCACGUUUAGAUAUCAUAAAAACUUUUAUUUCCUAUGUACAGAUGAGAAUUGAUCAUUUUGAAUGUAGGAAUCUAGGGAACCCUAGUUCGGAGGACCUUUUAGACUUAAGGAAUCUAGGGAAUCCUAGAUCAGAGGACUCCUUUGAUUUAAGAAAUCUAGGGAACCCUAGAUCAGAAGGCCCUUUGAACUUAAGGAAUCUAGGGAACCCUAGAUCAAAAAGUCCUUUGGACUUAAGGAAUCUAGGGAACCCUAGAUCUGAGGGCCCUUUGGACUUAAGGAAUCUAGGGAACCUUAGUUCGGAGGACCCUCUGGAUUUGAGGAAUCUAGUGAACCCUAGAUCGGAGAGCCCUUUGGACUUAAGGAAUCUAGGGAACCCUAGAUCUGAGGGCCCUUUGGACUUAAGGAAUCUAGGGAACCCUAGAUCAAAAGGCCUUUUGGACUUGAGAAAUCUAGGGAACCCUAGAUCAGAGGGCCCUUUAGACUUAAGGAAUCUAGGAAACCCUAGAUCUGAGGGCCCUUUGAACUUAAGGAAUCUAGGGAACCUUAGUUCGGAGGACCCUCUGGAUUUGAGGAAUCUAGUGAACCCUAGAUCGGAGAGCCCUUUGGACUUAAGGAAUCUAGGGAACCCUAGAUCUGAGGGCCCUUUGGACUUAAGGAAUCUAGGGAACCCUAGAUCAAAAGGCCUUUUGGACUUGAGAAAUCUAGGGAACCCUAGAUCAGAGGGCCCUUUAGACUUAAGGAAUCUAGGAAACCCUAGAUCUGAGGGCCCUUUGAACUUAAGGAAUCUAGGGAACCCUAGAUCAAAAGGCCGUUUGGACUUGAGAAAUCUAGGGAACCCUAGAUCAGAAGGUCCUUUGAACCCAAGGAAUCUAGGGUACCCUAGACGCUAUUCUCCUCCAGAUAGAUAAUCUUCCACUUUCUUUAGAGAUAACUCAGGUUCUGGAUUAUCUAAACUCAAAUAAAUCUCUUAAUUUACAAAUCAUAAUUAAUUUUACAACUGAAAAAAUCGAGACGACCGAGGUUUGACAGCUGUUCAAAUCCAUUAUUCAUCUCCCGGAUCAGUUUAACAAACAUAUGGUAACCGGGAAUAAGAAUAAUUGAGUACUUAAGUUCGCUUAAAUCCCUUAUUUACCUAUCUAAUCAAUUAUUUAGACUAUCGUCGGAACAAACUAGGCAAAAGAAGAUACCCUCGCGUAGGUAGGUGUGUUUACAUUAAGCUAUCAGCCUGCCAAACAAAUAUCGUACGGCUUAAAAUGGCUAAUCAGUCGCAAGACA
Molecule: messenger RNA, 3760 nt
Organism: Osmia bicornis bicornis
Lineage: Eukaryota; Metazoa; Arthropoda; Insecta; Hymenoptera; Megachilidae
Product: DExH-box ATP-dependent RNA helicase DExH2-like
Exons: 2
Coding region: 2527-3393 (288 amino acids)
Source: RefSeq, a predicted model, not a curated record